Messenger RNA from Trichobilharzia regenti, 813 nucleotides. The record is from the annotation of a GenBank genome assembly. NCBI's taxonomy places the organism in Eukaryota, Metazoa, Platyhelminthes, Trematoda, Strigeidida, Schistosomatidae.
AUGCGUCUGAUAAUUCUUGAAGAUCCUGAAGCAGUUACUAAUUGGGCGGCAAAAUAUAUAAUGAAAAGGAUACUUGAAUUUCAGCCUUCAGAUACUCGUCAUUUUACACUUGGUCUGCCGACUGGUUCCACUGUUGUUGGUAUGUACAAGCAAUUGGUUGACUAUCAUCAUGAGGGCAAGCUUAGUUUUCGUUAUGUGAAAACUUUUAAUAUGGAUGAAUAUAUCGAUUUAUCGCAUGAACAUCCACAAUCUUAUCAUUAUUAUAUGUAUCAUAAUUUUUUCAAACACAUAGAUAUUGAUCCGAAAAAUGUGCAUAUACUUGAUGGAACAACAGAUGAUCCUGAUAGAGAAUGUGCUACUUUUGAAAUGGAGAUCAAAAACGCCGGUGGCAUUAAUUUAUUUGUCGGUGGAAUGGGCUCAGAUGGUCAUAUUGCUUUCAAUGAACCUGGUUCUAGUCUAGUGUCACGUACACGGGUUAAGGCAUUGGCGAGAGAGACGGUUAUUGCUAAUGCAAGAUUUUUUGGAGAUGAUAUCACCAAGGUUCCUAAACGCUGUUUAACUGUUGGUGUUGGAACUAUAAUGGAUGCAGAGGAGAUUAUGAUAUUAGUUACUGGAGCCUCGAAAGCUAUCGCUUUGCAUAAAGCGAUUGAAGAAGGCGUUAAUCAUAUGUGGACAGUAUCUGCUCUACAGCAUCAUAAAAAUGUUAUAUUUGUUGUUGAUGAAGAUGCAACUAUGGAACUUCGUGUUAAAACUGUUCGCUAUUUCAAGGAUCUCGACUCUACUCAUCGCGCCUUAAAUGAAACAUCAAACUGA